GAGCAAAACUCGCGGCGCCGUGGCGAGAGCCACGACCCUAGAGACGAGAGACCGUAGGGCGAUUCUCUCCGUUUCGCACACGCUCGUAUACGCGUGCGCGCACAUGUGUGUGUGUGUGUGUGGUGUGUGUACGUACGUAUCCUACGCGUAUAAACGCCGUGUCUGUGGAACGUAGGUAGUGUACAUACGCCAUAUUCUCUCUCGGCGGUGCGCGAGAGAGACGGAGAGAAGACAGGGGGACCAGCCGGACGGAUGACAGAAAUGCACCGUAGCCGUGCGAGCGCGAGGACUGCGCGGUGAAACGACGUGCAACGGCGUCGUCGGCGGAAAUCUCGCCUUCUCGUACGCGCGUCGUAAUUCACAACACGGGGCAGAGGGUGGUGGUACGCGACGUGUGGAUCACGAGAGAGAGAGAGAGAGAAGAGAGCGAUCUCUCGCUCCGUCCCUGUUCCGCACCUUGUGCCGUUUCUCUCUCUCUCGCUCGGUCGCUCGUUCUCCGUCUUUUCCCACGGCGCGCGACACGGCCGACUCCGGUUUAUUUAACGUGUAAUACGUGCACGCGGGCGACAAUGCGCCAGCGACGGCGCGCGUCACGCGUCAUCGUCCCGUGACACAACGACGACGACGACGACGACGACGACGACGGCGGCGGCCACGACGACGACGACGACGACGACGACGGUGACGACAGUGACGAGCAGUGACGACGAGCAGUCAACGACGUCCGUCACGGUGAUAUACCGCGCGCACUCGCCGCUCACGGGGCGAAGGGGAGGAGUACGGAAGACGUGCACGAAAGACGGGAGUCAGCAGCAGCGGCAGUCAGCCAGCCAGUCAGUCGAUCGGUCAGUCGGGUAGUGCACGGGAGCUACGGACGGCGGGGACACGCUCCCGCGGGGCCAGGACAGGUCGGCGCGGCCAUUUUUACAUCGGUUUACACCGCACGAUGCGGCAACCGUGCGUGCCGUUCGUUCGAUCCGCCAUUCCAACAAACAAUCGGUGCGCUACGUGCGGUACGGGUCCGACGACGAUGACGGCAGAUCGCGGUGGCAGUAGUACCGCCUGCGUGCCGCGUCGCCGACGGUAGGCGCUUCGCCGCGUCGCUCUCCUCAGCCGCCUCACGCUGUGCUGUGCGCGUCCAGUCAGCCAGUUGGACGGCCGGACACGAGCGAGUGGGUAGAAGGCACGCAGGCACGCACGUACGCACGCAUGCACGCACGCACACGGUUAAAGGCGGUGCGCCUGCACAACGACAACGACGACGACGACGACGACGGCGGCGACGGCGACGGGACGUAACGUGAAGGUGAGGACGACGUGACGUCGCGGGGGGACGACAGUAGCGGUAGUACCAGCAGCGCUGGUGGACGACGUCGACGACGACGACGUUGGCGACGACGACGACGGUGGUUGUGGUGGGCCAAGAGGAGGAAGCGUGGAGGAAGCGGCGGAGAGGAAGGCGGCGACGGAGGAGAAGACGAAAAGGAAGAAGAAGACGGAAGGAAGGAAGGAAGGAAGGAAGGAAGGUAGGAAGGAAGGAGGAGGAACGUGGACCGUCGCGCUGUCGCGAUAACGCGAGGAGGAUGAUAACGGCGUGCGCGAUCACCGCCGAGACGACGUGGACGACCACGAUCACGAGGAGGAGAGAACACGGAGGAACAGUUGCCCCUCCUGUGAUUCGCAGUGGUGUUUAAUAGCGAGGGCAGCAGCCCCCCUUGAGUAGUGCGUGGACCUGGCCAUCGGAUGAUAACAGUGUGCGCGUCCUACUCCACGGCCUUCUAAAUAAAAAAGAGCGUGCUCGCCGCUUGUGUGUGUAUACAUAUGUGUGUGUGCGCGGGCGCGCGCGUGUGUACGUGUGGUGUGUCGUGCGUGGCUGUGUAGUACGUGUGCUCCAUCUCGGUGUAUACGCCGCUCUCUGUCAUUUUCUCACUCGCUCGCACGCACGCGUUCUCUGUCCUCUUUCUCUCUUUGCCCGUCUCAUCUGUCCGUGCGACCUGCGUGCGUGUUUCUCGCGUGUGCGGAGGACUCCGUUUCUCUCUCUCUCUUUCUCUCUCUCUCUCUCUUUCUCUCUCUCUCUCUCUGUUUCUCUGUCCUCGACCACCGCGCGCGCGAGCGAUCGAUCUGACAUCGUGCCGUGGACGUUAAACCGCGUCGCGAAAUCCGCGAGAGAGACUCUCGGGUCGACGAGAACUCGUCGUCGUCCUGCCGGGAGACAGAGAGGAAACAAUAUACAUAUCGGGGAGCCAGCGGCAGCGGCGGCGGCAGUAACAGCAGCAGCAGCAGCAGCAACAGCAGCCGUGCACACAGUGUGCGUGCCGACGGCAACGUCUCGUGAGAGUGCGUGUCCCGAGGCGGCGCGGUGCACUCUCUCUCUUUCUCCUCUCUGCCUUGUCCCCCCUUCUCCCCUCCCUCCGCCAUCUCCUCCCCAUCGUCCACGUCGUCUUCCUUUCUUUCCCUCUCGCUCUCUUCCCAUCGGUCGGGACGACCGUAGAAUGCACGACGACAACGCUGCCACGAGCAUCGCCGCUGUCGUCUGCUCGUGUCGUCGCGCUCCCUUUGUCGCCGCUACAUUCCUCCGGCGCGCACGUUGAUCGCCGCGAGUGAUCCGAAGCCGCGGAGAGACCUGACUCCCUUUGCCGAGAGUCAAAGUGCCCGCGUGUGCCAAGAAUACGUGGUGUGCGUGGAGAGAUCGCGCGAAGAUGGAGAUCGAGGCGAAGCAGCGCAGCCAGAAGAACCGACGGCGGGAGCGGGCGCAGCGCAUGCUGGCGCAGAGGGAGAGCCUGGCCACCGCGAAGCAGCAGCACCAGCAACAGCAGCAGCAACAGUCGCAGCAGUCGCGGCAACGGCCGCCAAACGACGAGGAGGACAGUCACAGCGGCGAGGAUGAGGACCCUGGUGGUGGCGGCGGCGGCGGCGGCGGUGGCGGCGGCGGCGUCGUCGUCGUUGGCAGCGGUGGAGGCGGCGGCUGCGGCGGCGGCGGAGCCGGCGGUGGCGGCAGCGACGGUGGCGGUGGCGGCGCCAAGACCGGUCACCCGCGGGACGGCCACUCGCGACCGCCCAGGCCGCCGCGACCCCCGAGGCCCCGCAAGAAGUCUUCCCUCGCGGCCGGCAACCAGAAGGAGCCACCUUUCGAGGAGGACAUUAUCGACGGAUUCGCCAUCCUCGCCUUCCGCACGUACGAGGACCUCGAGAGUGCAAUAAAGCUAGCUGGUAAAAAUAAUGUCAAGAAGCUACAUACGUUGCUGUCGAUAGCAGAGGAGAAACCAAAGGUGGACACAGGGCAGAAUAACAGGCACAACGAGCAUCACAUCAAAAACAAUUUCAAGCACAACCAUUACACACACAAUUCCAUACUGACACCUUCGACGCUAAACCAGGGCCUAGAUGCAGGUACAAGCGACGACAGUGGCAGAGCGUCUGAACGGUUGCACGGCCCUGGUAUACCUAGGGAUUGCCAGGACGCAGACAGUUCCAGGGACCAUCUCAGCGAUGCUAGCAGUCAUUGCAGUUCGGGUAAAGGUUAUAUCUGUGAUAGUGAAGGAGAAGACGAUAAGGGCUCGGAUGCCGAAUCUAUACUCUUUGAAUCUUCUACCCCACCACCUCUCACACGUAAAUACGAAUUGCCAUCUUCUUCGCCACACGUACCACCCACAAACGGGGCAGGCGGAUCUCCACCGGACACGGGUGGUCAAAUUUCUAAUCCAGCUACGGCACCUAUACCUCCUCCUGUGCCUGCGUCUGCACCAGUUCCAACAGCGCCGAGUCCUCCCAGUCCCACGUUGCCUCCACACAUAUCUCAGCCUCCUAUGACUAGUCCUUUGGCAGCGAAUCCACGUGCAAUAGCUCCGCAACAGCGGCCAGCUUCCCCCGCUCUGCCACCACCCUCCUUAUCUCAACAACCGCACACUACGAUACCUGCAUUGCAUCCACCCAUCGGGCCUCUUGUCUCGAGUCAUACAACUAGUCCAGCGGUAGCCAGUUUAGGUGUUACGCCAGCAGCACCAUCAAACGGAGCGGCCACCACGAGUUAUCCACCGCCCAUUCCUAUAGCCGCGUAUCCGCAGACGCAACCAUCGUAUCCACCGCUUUACACUCCGUACACCGCUUUAAAUCACAGCCCGUAUCUUCCGCCUGCGGUACCAUCCCCUUCUCACUCUGCUUCGUCGCGCGCUGACGUGAGAGGGAGUAGAGCUUCCCCCUGUACCAACAUAAGUAAACAGACUAUAGGAAAUAACCUCGCGAGUCAUAAUAAUACUCCACUGAGCGCUGCCACCACAACAUGCGUAUCCACUAUAACUAACACAGUUACCACGGCAAACACUAUUGCUCAUAAAGACAUGGUAGCCUGCAGUCUGUCCGGACGAAACAACUCUCCGCGUGGACAUAGCCCCAGUCGGGAAAGAGAUAGUUAUAGCAGUAACGUGAGUAGUCUAAGUCGGGGCAGCAUAACGCCUGUUAGUGUGCCAAACACCUCCUCUCCAGCCAAUUCUAGUCUACCUGCCUACACCAAGUCACAAGGUUGGAUUAGCAACAACACAGCAUCCCAGCUCUCCCCAGCGACAGCUACGUCUGUUCCGAGGCCAACUCCGCCACCGGUGCCACUUGGCAUACACACGUUUCCACCACCGAUGUUCGCAGCGCCUUUACCACCUCCAGUUUCUAGCUCAAGUCCGCAUACUUCACUGCCCUCACUUCCUCCACCGACGACCAAUCCUAAUCCGUUUUCGGCAGAGUCUCUAUUCCAAACAAAAGGGGUGACACAUGUUGCAGGUCAGGCAGAUCUUUUGAGACGAGAACUCGAUAGUAGGUUCUUAGCAUCUCAAGACAGAAAUGUUGGAGUUGGAGUGGGGAAUUUGGGUCCACCAGCAUAUCUUCGAACAGAAAUGCAUCAUCAUCAGCAUCAGCACACGCAUGUACAUCAACAUACUACACCGUUGUUGCCAACAGCUGCAGCGUCAUCGCUUUUUCCACCUCCAAUUUUUAAGGACAUCCCAAAAUUGGGAGGAGUCGAUUCACCAUUUUUUCGUGGGAACUUAAACAUUUCUGGUUAUUCUGGUUUUAACACUGGCCUUCUUCAUCCUGGAAUUGGACCGCCUUCGACACCCUUUGUGUCACCUAAUCACUUAACUCCGUUUGCGCCAAAGAAAAGUGGAAAGUGGAAUGCGAUGCACGUGCGCAUCGCGUGGGAAAUAUAUAAUCAUCAACAAAAGCAACAGGCUGAAGCUAAAGCAGGAGGUGUCGUUAGUACCAAAACCGAGUUACUAAGACCACCGGGCCAUCUUUAUCCAGGGGGACCAGCCAGUGGUCUUGGACUCGGUGCACCAUCAAUGGCACCUCCAUUUCCCACUAACAUGCCAUCUGCUCAUCCCGCACCACCUCCACCUCAUCCUGUCGGUUUUCUGUCUACAACGGCCUCACAUUUAGGUAAUAGAGGAGCAGGAAUAUCGCCUUUUGGAAGAUAUCCUUCAACGUUUGGCGCCCCAAAUCCCAAUUUUCCGAAUCUUUCAACUUUUCCACCAAGGGAAAUGCCACCUCUCAGUGGACUUGGUUCAGUGCAUGAUCCAUGGCGAGGAUUGCAACGCGCUACCACUGGAUUUCCACCAACUACUGUUUCAUGGGGUUUGAAGCCGGAACCUCCUGCGAUAGACAGACGUGCCGAGUUGGAGGAACGGGAGCGCGAGCGUGAACGGGAAAGAGAACGCGAACGAGAACGUGAACGUGCCGAACGGGAACGCGAGCGUAUUCGACGCGAAAGAGAACGGGAGAGAGAGAGAGAAGAGCAACGUGAGAGAGAAAGGCGGGAACGUGAGAAGGAGGAGAAGAGAAAACAGCAGGAAGCAGCCGAACGGGAGCGAGAAAGGCGGGAUAAGGAACGCCGCGAGAUGGAGAGACGUGAGAUGGAGCGCGAAAGACUACUUCAUCAGAAUCGACAACACGUGGUUGUACCUCGAGAUCGUUCACCGCUCAGGAACGGUUCGGCGCCUUUAGAUACCGGGGAAGUGCGUGUAAAAGAGGAACCACGUAGCAAAGACGAUGAGGUUGUAAUGCUUCCACGACCGCCGGUACCUGGUCCCGGAACGACAGGAUCCGCGCCAGGACCUGGACCAAAUCCACUGCCUGACCCGAGAUCAUACCAUCAUCCGCAUCCGCAUUCCUAUAUUACGAGGCAUCCGCAUAGUAUGCCAACUUCGCAUUCUAUACCGCGUACUAUGCUUCCCAGUUUAAGCGCACAUCCGAUGCAACAUUUUCCACCGCCAUCUGCGCCUGCCGGUCAACCGGGAGCCCCUUGGCCAAGCGAUCCUUUUAGGGAAUACCGGUUCGACACGCUACAACAAUUACGAUAUAAUCCGAUAGUAGCGGCCUUCAGAGCCGAAGAAGAGGAACGAGCGAAACUAUACGCCGGCUAUCCUCCACCGCCGGUAAACACACUGAGAAGUAAGGAUCCUAGUCCAGGUCCGCUCAGUAACUUACAUAUGCAUCAUAGAGCAGGACCCGGCCCAGGAGUACCGCCGCGUCCGCUCGAAAAUGCCCUCAUGCAUGCGGAUAUUCACAAAAAAGAGGAUGGAUCGCAGUCCCGAUGAUACAUCGUUCCGGCGUCCUCGGUUUCUGCGAGCGAACGCACUGAGGGGCCGACCUUUUGAGCAUUCCACCCAGUUAAUGCUCUGAGCUCGGUGCUGAUAUUUUGCUAACAGAGAAGAAGCGUUAUUUAAAAAGAAAGUGUACAUAUUACUAUAUAUGUAAUAAAUAUAUUAUAAUAUUUAUAGUUAUCGAAAAAAAAAGAGUACGGAAGCGCGUAGAACUAUGAGAAAACGUAACGAAGAUGCCUUGCUAUUAAUGCCGGUGUUCCACCAAUAACUACGGCUAAAUAAAUGAUGACGUUUCGUGAAUUACGGAGGCAUCGCUGAUGUAUCACAAAUAAUAACGCUGUCGUUAUGUGAUUUCUGCAGUUUCAGUGAUCUGACUGUCUGUAGUGGUAACGAGCUCUAACUAUUACGACGAUAACUAUGCGUACAUUUUAAAAAGUAUCGUGUGUAAUAUUAAUAGUUAUUAUAGAACGUGAGGCGAUGGCUACGUAAAGGGGAAAAAAACGAAUCCAAGUUAGGAAAAAGAUUUAAUCCAGCGGAUCUCUAUUAUUACUCAAAAAAUUAUUUAAUUAUUUAUUUAUUGCGACGUAUGAACGAAUUUGAAUCUCUACUACUGACGUACAAGUGCGUAAGAUUUGCCCUUAUUUAAUUGAUGUAAUAUACAAUCGAAUGUAAAUUUUACUUCUUAGACUUUAAUUUGUAUAUUAGAGACGGUAGAAAAAGAGGAAAGGGUAUAUAAAAUGAAAAGUGUUCUUUGGCUUUCGGCGGCACAUGCUUUUUUCCUUUGCAUGCUGGCUAAAAGCACUCUUGUGCUUUCCUGUGAUAUAAAAAAAGAAAAAUUAAUCAAGAGUAGUAAAUUAUGAAUUUUUUUUAAUUAUAAAUCGAAGAUGCAAAUAAAAUCAAACUAUCUCUGAUAAAGUUAUGACAAUUAAUUUGUUCUUAAUUGAUAUCGAAAAACACAGGAUGAUACUUAAUAUAACAGCAGUUUGACCGUGCCAAAGUGCUUCAAUCAAAGACUAUUUAAUAUUGUGUGCAUGUGCAUAUAACAUUCAAAGUCUGUUUUUUUCACGUUUCCAUGAAAAUUGGCAAUUUUAUCCUUUUCUUUUAACCAUUCUCUCAAUUAUCAGCCAUAUACAUCAUUGUGUUACCAGAGAGCCAAUUAUGAGAUCUCCUAGAAAGUUCUGUGCCAUGGACCAGGUCACGUUCAAAUAUUCCUGGUACCUCAAAAGAAAAAACGCGACUUUUCUGAAUAAUUGGAGUAAUUCCCAAACUGUUUCAUUUAUACUGUAAAAUCACAGUAAAAUUGUAUAUUAUAUGAUUAACUAUAUACACGCAGUUUAAAAAUUGUAGAUAUUUUUCAUCGACGCAAAGUUAUAAUGUGAUGCAAUGAUUUUUUUCAUGUAGAUAUCGCGAAGUAUAAAAGAGGAUUUUGUGUGAAUAGGUUUUUUCUAAAACUGAUUCUUGUAAAAGGAUCUAAUAAUCAUAGUUUCUAUCAAUCUUGUUGUUUUCAAUACAUUUACCAGUCCUGUGUAUAAAACUGUAUAUAAGAAACAAAAACGAAACUAAGAGAUAAAAAAGAAAAAA
Molecule: messenger RNA, 8168 nt
Organism: Monomorium pharaonis (pharaoh ant)
Lineage: Eukaryota; Metazoa; Arthropoda; Insecta; Hymenoptera; Formicidae
Gene: tay
Product: autism susceptibility gene 2 protein
Exons: 16
Coding region: 2700-6581 (1293 amino acids)
Source: RefSeq, a predicted model, not a curated record